Drosophila rhopaloa is the source of this 1498-nucleotide messenger RNA. RefSeq lists its product as uncharacterized. Gene Ontology annotation, molecular function: acyltransferase activity. The record is from RefSeq and is a predicted model, not a curated record. The transcript has 4 exons. NCBI's taxonomy places the organism in Eukaryota, Metazoa, Arthropoda, Insecta, Diptera, Drosophilidae. The coding region runs from base 197 to 1408 and encodes 403 amino acids.
CGCAAAUUCACAGGUUCUCAAUCGUUUAAUAUUUCAGUAUUGUUUACAAAUAUUAAAAUAGAAAAAAAUUUUCAAUAUACCCCUGUCUCAAAUACGUACUGGAUAUGAGUGCUAUACAGACAGAUGUAAACAAUAUCAGGUAACACCAGAGAAUUAGGCCUUCAAAUCGUUACACUUACAAAAUCUAAAUGCCGGGAUGUCUUCGCUUGCUAAAGCCCAGGUAGUGAGCUUUUCUUAUAUACGUAGCGUAUGGCAGCUUCUGCGCCACUAUAGCCCGCUGGCUCAGAGUCAUUUGGGCGGAUCUUAUAGCAAUGCGGUGGUGAUUGCGGCUGCUGUAAGAACACCUAGUGUGCCAUUCCGGGCAGAGGAGCAGCAGCUGGCGAGCAUGGUGGUGGACGAACUGGUGAAACGCACAAGUGUGCCACGCGGGGAAUACAAAAAACUGAUCGUCUGCUCCUCGCUCAAGACUCCGGCUCCAGAAUGCAAGGAGCGGCUGACCAGAGUGGCAAAGGACCUGGGCCUCACGUGCGAAACCCUCGCCAUACAGGACGACGUCUGCUCAAUCGGUGCGCUGCAAAUGACCCUGGACUGCCUUCAGCGCGUGGGAGACCAGUGCAUAAUCACGGGAGACUUGCGCUGCCAGGUCAUGCAGCCGACGCACGGCGUGCUGGCCAACGAACUGAUGGCUGUGCAGCAGCCACGGACUCGCAACCGGGUUGGACCAGAAUUGACCACUGCCCCUGAGCCGCCGCCUACGAUGGGCGCAGCAGCCCUCUCCUGGACCACUCUGCAGACGGCCCAACGUCUGAACUUACAACCGCUCGCCUUGCUGCGCGAGUUUGCCGUGGAACAGGACCACGAGCAGACAAUGUACCGUCUGAACGGAAGGCAACCCAUUACUCCCAGCGAGAUCUACACUUGGAACAUGGUCACGGGCACGCAGAAGGCAAUACCAGAAAGCAUACUUGGUGAUCUCCAGGCUAACCGGCUGUGCACGCACGACUUCAAGCAAAUCACAGCCAGCCACCUUCUCACACACCUGGUUCACUCCCUCCCCACUGGCGGACUGGGAUGCGCCUUUAUGGGCAUGCCGGAAGGCCGCUCCAUGAUCAUGGUUCUCGAAAAGCUGGUGCCCAGCAUUGAUCAGGAGCAGGGGUUGCCUCUGAUCACUCUGUAUACCAGGGAGCCGUGUCCCUUGUGCGAUGAGCUGGUGCACAGUCUAGAGGAGCGUUUUGCUGGCCGAUACCGCCUGGAGAAGGUUUACAUCGACCGCAAGGAAAACGUUCGUUUCCUGCGUCUCUUUAGGCAUGACAUUCCUGUUCUCUUCUUUAACGGACAGUUCCUGUGCAUGCACCGGUUGAAUGAAGAAGCGCUAAUUGAGCGACUGGAAGCACUUAACCGAUCGUAGUGCGAAUGCUGAACAUAUUAUUUAUGUACACUUCGUAUGUACAUACUGUUGCCUUGAUAAAGUAGUUUAUUUUUGUAAAGGCCUCGUAAA